Penicillium olsonii is the source of this 3009-nucleotide messenger RNA. The record is from the annotation of a GenBank genome assembly. Lineage: Eukaryota; Fungi; Ascomycota; Eurotiomycetes; Eurotiales; Aspergillaceae.
AUGUCUUCACCAUCUGGAAGACGGAGGGGUCGCUCGGCCAAGAACUCAACUGCAUCCCCCUCCUCGUCAUCGCGACAGGAGCCCCCUAGCAGCCCAAAUUUUCAGGUCACCCCUCGUGCCUCAAGGCGACUAAUGGGAGAGGGUGCCGUGCCCUCUUCAUCCCCAAUCUUCUUCCAAUCGUCGCCUACCAAAGGAAACAACAAUGGCGAACCCUCUGAUGAGCAGAUGGGCGAUGCCAGCUCAACGGUGGACGAUGGCGACAGAACUCCGCGAGGAAACCCCGGCGUGAGAGAUUCAUCGCCUAUUAACUAUAUUCCAAGCUCUAGCCCGACGCGAGGCUUUGGCCGCUCAGAUAUUCGCUCAGAUAUCCGCUCCGAUGCACCCAGCACUGGUAGUGGAUUGUUCGUGGGAUCCGAAACUCCUGGUCCUCGUGCCAUCCACCGUCGCAGUGAACUGAACUCAAGUGGCUUUGGCGCCACCCCUAAUCGUCGCAACCGCAUGUUCGUCGAUAGCAAUGGAGUGCCGUCGCAUGAAGAUAAUGCCAUUCCCCGUUCUGAUGCCACAUUCUCUAACAUCAACCCUGAUACCUCCGAGGCAGAAGCCAUGCACGGCAACUCUACUCGUGUGAUCUGGGGUACCAAUAUCGCAAUCGCAGACUCGAUGUCUGCAUUCAAAAACUUCCUAUACAACUUCGCUCCGAAAUACCGCCUUUGGGCUGAUGGCGCGACAGAGGAUGAGACCCGGGUCAUGGGAGAAGCAGCAGAGAGACGUGAAUGUAUCAAGGAGCUCAACGAUAUGCGCAAACUCGGUGUUACUUCCUAUAACCUGGAUGCUGAAAAUCUUCGGGCAUACCCAUCCACUCGCAAGCUGUGGCACCAACUUUGCGCAUACCCAGCAGAGAUCAUCCCCCUGAUGGAUCAGAGUUUGAGGGACGUGAUGGUGGACCUGGCUCUUAAGGAAAUGGAUGUCCUGCGAUCGGAGAGCCAGCGUGGAGCUCAAGCCCGCGGCCGUCGGGGCCACUCCAUUCUUACCUCGGACGGGGUAGCACCCAACCCCGAUAUCCCGGAUUUGGUUGGGGAAGUUGAAGCGCUCAACUUUUCCACACGUCCAUUCAACCUGGAUCGCUCUAUCAACAUGCGUGAGCUCGACCCAGCCGACAUGGACAAGCUGAUUAGCAUCAAGGGUCUGGUCAUCCGUGCUACUCCCAUCAUUCCCGACAUGAAGGAAGCAUUCUUCCGAUGCAACGUCUGUGGAUACGGCGCCAAUGUCGAUAUCGACCGCGGUAGAAUCAACGAGCCCACUGAAUGUCCACGUGAAUCGUGCAAGGAGAAGAACUCGAUGAAGCUCCUCCACAACCGAUGUUACUUCGCAGACAAGCAAGUUAUCAAGCUUCAGGAAACUCCAGAUAGUAUCCCUGAUGGUCAGACUCCUCACUCCGUGUCUCUCUGUGUCUAUGAAAGCCUGGUCGAUGUCUGCAAGGCUGGUGACCGCGUGGAAGUGACGGGUAUCUUCCGUUGCAACCCCAUGAGAGUCAACCCUCGCCAGCGCUCCCAGAAGUCUCUCUUCAAGACCUACGUCGAUGUUCUUCACAUUCAAAAGGUCGAUCGCAAGAAGAUGGGCGUUGAUAUGUCCACCGUCGAACAAGAGAUGGCCGAGCGCGCGAUUGAAGCAGACCAGCUGCGCAAGGUCUCUGCGGAAGAAGAGGAAAAGAUCAAGCGCACUGCUUCUCGCCCCGAUAUCUAUGAGCUUCUGUCUCGCUCUCUGGCUCCCAGCAUCUAUGAGAUGGAUGAUGUCAAGAAGGGUAUUCUACUUCAGAUGUUCGGAGGUACCAACAAGACCUUCCAGAAAGGUGGUAACCCUCGCUACCGUGGUGAUAUCAACGUUCUUCUGUGUGGUGAUCCCUCGACUGCCAAGUCACAGCUGCUUCGUUACGUCCACAAGAUCGCCCCUCGAGGUGUUUACACUAGUGGUAAGGGUUCGUCAGCGGUUGGUUUGACCGCGUACGUGACCCGUGAUCCAGAGACUCGCCAGAUGGUUCUCGAAUCUGGUGCUCUGGUCUUGUCCGAUGGCGGUGUGUGCUGUAUCGACGAAUUUGAUAAGAUGAACGAAUCCACUCGGUCUGUUCUCCACGAAGUGAUGGAACAGCAAACCGUCUCCAUCGCUAAGGCGGGUAUCAUUACCACACUGAAUGCGCGCACGUCUAUCCUCGCCUCUGCCAACCCUAUUGGCAGUAGGUACAACCCCCAACUUCCAGUUCCCCAAAACAUCGAUCUUCCUCCCACCCUUCUCUCUCGUUUCGAUUUGGUCUACCUGGUGCUCGAUCGUGUCGAUGAGUCGGAAGAUCGCCGUAUGGCCAAGCACUUGGUUGGCAUGUACCUCGAGGACAACCCUGACAAUGCCAGCUCACACGAGAUUCUUCCCGUCGAGUUCCUCACCUCCUACAUCACAUAUGCCAAGACCAACUGCCAGCCCGUCAUCACCCCCGCCGCCGGUAACGCCCUUGCGGAUGCCUACGUGGCCAUGCGCCAGCUGGGUGACGACAUCCGCGCGCAAGAGCGCCGCAUCACAGCCACCACCCGACAGCUGGAAUCCAUGAUCCGUCUCUCCGAGGCCCAUGCCCGCAUGCGUCUCUCCCCCGAAGUCACGGCUGCGGAUGUUGAGGAGGCAGUCCGCCUCAUUCGCUCCGCCAUCAAGCAGGCCGCCACCGACUCCCGCACCGGUCUCAUUGACAUGGGCCUGUUGACCGAAGGGUCCAGUGCGGCCGACCGUCGCCUGCGCGACGAUCUGAAGAAGGCCGUGCUCGCGCGGCUGGACGAGCGCGGCGGUGCCACAGGUGGCUCCGUCCGCUGGGCUGACCUCCUGCGUGACGUGAGUGAGCAGAGCGACAACAAGCUGGACCACACGCAAUUCAACGAAGUGGUGCGGUCGCUUGAAUCCGAGGGCUCGGUGAAUGUGUUUGGAGAAGGUGCUCGUCGCAGUAUCCGUCGGGCGGCCAUGAGCCUGGCCUAG